Messenger RNA from Rhizoctonia solani, 387 nucleotides. RefSeq lists its product as uncharacterized. The transcript is spliced from 2 exons. The record is from RefSeq and is a predicted model, not a curated record. Bases 1 to 387 code for a protein of 128 amino acids. NCBI's taxonomy places the organism in Eukaryota, Fungi, Basidiomycota, Agaricomycetes, Cantharellales, Ceratobasidiaceae.
AUGUACAUCACAGAGGAAAACGUCAAAGGUUUUGGGGAACCCCUCGUAGUGACCAAAGGGUGGAUCUCUUCUCGUAAGCUUGUAGACAUGAUUGUGGCGGCAGGAGCGGCCUUACUACACGGUGAAAUCGACAUAGAAGCGGCUGCACACCUACAGCAUGAGUUCGACUAUUACCAAGGAGAGAAGUCAGGAAAGGGCAUCUUUGCUAAAGGACGAAAACAGCUAACCCGGUCGGAGAAAGCGGAAAAGGCAAAGGUCAAGAAGGAUGCCACCAGAGAGGUUUACGUUCCAGAACGCCUACUAUUGCUGGCUCGGCAUGGAGAUUUACUACUAUCAGGAGUCUCCCAAUUAGGACAAAUAACAGACAUAAGGGAUCGGAAGACUUGA